CAGUGUCAACUGUUACUCCCUGACAAGAGGACUCCUGCACCUGACCAAGAUGGUCUCCACAGCUGUGAUGGUGUUGAUGGUGCUGGCUCUGGGUACCAUCGAUAUAACCCAUGGUGGUCGUAGCUACAGUGUGAGCCAUAUUGGAUAUGGUGGAUAUGGUGGUUACGGUGGAUACGGUGGCUUUGGCGGCUACGGAGGCCCAUAUGGUGGAUAUGGAUAUGGAUUUGGCAGCGGCUUUGGUGGAUAUGGCAGACCAUAUGGCAUCUACGGAAGCACGGGUGGAUUUGGUGGGUUUGGAUAUGGUGGCGGAUAUGGAGGAUAUGGAGGCUUCAGGGAUGGAUACGUGUACGGCCGUGUACAUGGAUACGGACGAUAGCGUCUAGACUGGUCAUGGGGUCGAUUCACAGCUCCUAGCCCCGAAUCUUCACUCUUCGCUACUAGGCCCACUCCCCCUGUUCCAAGAGCCUUAUUGUACCUCUGUCACCGGAUUAAUAAUCUGAAUAAAUGUUACUGGAUUACCAUUGUUUGAUUU
Molecule: messenger RNA, 532 nt
Organism: Cherax quadricarinatus
Lineage: Eukaryota; Metazoa; Arthropoda; Malacostraca; Decapoda; Parastacidae
Product: neuropeptide-like protein 31
Source: RefSeq, a predicted model, not a curated record